Struthio camelus australis is the source of this 3189-nucleotide messenger RNA. Lineage: Eukaryota; Metazoa; Chordata; Aves; Struthioniformes; Struthionidae. The record is from RefSeq and is a predicted model, not a curated record.
GGGGCAAUGACCUAUCCUGCAGCGUGUUAGACAAGGGACUGAAUAUGUAUUGCACUGUAAGUGAAUGCCCAGGCAUUUACACCAGCUCCAGGAGGAACACUCCCCCUCUCUGCUACCUCAAGCCCCUCUCCUUCAGGUGUGAUUUGGCUGAGCCUGUAGGGAAUGCUGACAACACUAAACUCCUGGGCAGGGCAGAGGAAGGAGCUCUCUUGUGUUGCUGCCAGCCUCACAGGCCCUUUCUGUAGAGAUUACCUUGGCACCUGGGUGCUUUCUGUGCUGUGUGGGAGGUUUGUUUGUCUCUGGAGUUUUACUUGGUUUGGGCAGUGGGUUGGGUCAGUGUGAUCAAAGCCAAACGGAUUGGCACCUAUUCAUGCAAUAAAAACUUUUCUUCCUCUGAUAUUUUCUAUUACCUGUAUUCUCCUCCCAUUUUUCUGUACGAGGCAGUAGAAGAGGCUCUGAUCCUGAAUCAGCCUCUGGUUUGGAGUCUAUCUGCACACGGCAGUAGCAGGCUUGGGGUCCAGCUCUGCCCUUCCUGCUGGUGUGGCCAGAGAUCACCCAGGGGAAACUCCUCAACUCAGGCUGCUGGGAGGCAAACAGGCCUUUGCACUGAAGCCAAGUGAAGAACCUCAUAAUUGCACUAUACGUCAUUUAACUCAGCUAAGAUUUUGUUAGCUGUGAAGCAUCUCUUGCCAUUGGGAAGGACUCCUCCACCAAGACAGAGACCCUAAGCUCCGUUGUCCUUCCCUGCCCCUGCCUGUGACGCCUGUCUCCACGCUUUGAGGCCAGCACUCAACAGUAGCUUUAUUCUUCUUUCCUCUCAUCAGACCAUUCCCCAGCCAUGUUCCAGCGUUUCACCAGCCUCUUCUUCAGUGACAGCAACACACCAGAGGGCCUGGAGGAGCCCAAACCCUUUGUCUCUGAGGAGGAGGAGGAGGAUGGAUGGCUCAUAAUUGAUCUUACAGGUAGUUAUGCCUCAACCUCUGGUGAAGAGCAGAGGGUAGGUGAGAGAGCUCCCGUAUGCACGCCCCGGGGGUGCCCAGAGUCCCCCCCGCCUACCACUUCUUCGUCCCACUCACUCCGUGACUGUGUCGGCAGGCCUGUGCCCUCCCAGCCCGACCCCUGCUUGAUGGACGAGAGUUGGUUUGUCACCCCUCCCCCCUGUUUUACUGCAGAAGGCCCCGGCCUCGACAGCAUGGAGAGCAACCCCAUGGAGGAUCUCCUUAUUGAGCACCCUAGCAUGUCCGUCUAUGUCACCAGCAACAGCCUCGUGGUGGACAGGGAGAGUCCCGAGGAGAUCAGUGAAGGGGAGGUGCCGGAGCCCCAGCUGGAGCGCCAUGUGCCACACCACAGCACGUCUCUCACAGUGAAGGCAGCCAUCCUCGAGAAGGUCAGCCAGGCCCGGCGGGUGCAGCGGGCCAAGCAGCUGGCAGAGAAGCACCGGCUCAGCCAGAAGGCCCUGCAGCGGCAGAACCGUGCUCGCGAGCGCCCCUCGCGCAGGAUCAAGCAGCAAGGCGGGAGCUUCAUCCACCAACCAUGCCAGCGCCAUUGCAACUACUAAUCUCUGUCAGGAAGCCUGCUCCACUGGGGCAUUAUCCGUUCAGCUUCACCUCCUCUCUCAUAACACUUCCUCCAGUGAAGGGAGGCUUCAGCCUUCCACUGACAUAAACCUCUCACCAGGGAGAGCGUCUCUGCUCUCCCCACUAGAAACACUAGUUACGCCAGCCAACCCUCGCCAGGCUGCAGUUUCACUCCACCCCCUCUUACGCCCAUAUACUUGACCCCUCACUCAUUACCCCCCUCCCCUCCCUCAUCUGCUGCUCCUUCCUCCCUUCUCUCCCAAAAUGCAGACUGAACUGGACCCGUGAAGAAGUCCCCCAGCACAGUGUGGCCUCAUGAGGCUGCACGUCUGCUUUCAAGUAUCAGGAGUUCCUCAAGCCCAGUUAAAUUUCAUGAAGUAACAUGGGGGUAAACAGUUAUUCCCCAAGGAAACGCAGUUUCCAAGGUCACGUUACCCCUUAGAGCACCCUUCUCUCCCUUUUGCCCCUCAACUUGCAUGCGUUCUUCCAUCUACCCUUACAGUGAUGCCAGUAUUUAAAUGGGAAAUUGGUAUUCCCAGUGAAAUCGCCUGUUUCCAAAACGCAACACGAAGGCUAUUCCAAGUUUAAGGAAAAGCCUGUCUUUUGUGUACUAAAGAGCCUGUGACAUCAGUGCCUUUCUUUAUGACAUCAUGCUCUUCUCCACAUAAACAGACUGUGAUGUCACAAACAGAGAUACCAAGCUGAAGUGAAAAGAGGAACAAAACAAGGUUUAGUAUUCUUAGGAAAAAUAUAAUCAGUGACAUUAAAUAAGAAUAUUUUUUCCCCUCCCCACCUCCCCUUCUCUCGCCAUCCCUCUUGAUGUCUCUCUCUGAAGCAAAGAGGAAACCUGACCCUUUCUGAGGGAGAGGCUCUGUGUGGUAGCUGGGCUUGGGUGUCACCCCCAAGCUGAUGACACUGCUGCUCCACGCAGAGGCACUCUGCUCACCAGGAGUGAGCCGCAGCAGCUGGACACUGCUCUAACCUACAUUUCAGGCCCAGUGUCAAGAUGAGCCAGUUCAGGCUGUGGCAGCUGCAGGUCGCUGCAGCCUUGCAGGAGAUCCAGCCCACAUGAUGCUACAUCGCCUCUAACCCCUCUCAGCCUUUAAAAAAAAAAAAAAAAAAAGUACCAUGUCCAGGCUGUUCUUUGGGAGUUUCUGGGUUGCUACAGGGAGUCUCACUGUGCUUGCUCUGCCCGCUCCAAACUAGUCAAGGCUCUUAGGCAGCUCAUUGCCAAUGGGAAGGCAACCAGGACCUCCCAGAAGGGUCUGAAUAAACCAGCAUUGCUCAUGGCAGAAAUAGUCAGUGGUUCAGACAAAAAUAAACGCAGCAACCCGCCCCUUCCCCUUUCCCUCCCAAAUUUCUUUCUUACUUACAGUUUUACCUUGAUAAUACAAGUUUUACCUUGAUAAUACAGUUUUACCUUGAUAAUACAAAACCACCACUAUCCUUCCCAAAAGAGCUUGUCCCAGGCAGAAGGCUGAUGGAAAUAUUUGUGGGAGGGUCAUCCAAGUGACUGAAAAUACCCCAGAGGAUCGUCAGAGCCAAGGUUUUGCUACUGAUCAAGAAAGCACACAGAAGAACCAUUCGGCACCUCUCCAUUGGCUGCUGCAAU